UCGCGGAGAGUAACAGUAAAUCAGACAGAGCAGCUCGUUCAGCUCCAGCGGUGAAACUGUAGCCCUGUCGCAAGUAUUUUUGGCUUCUGAUAGGACCGAGUGAGAUCACUGCGGUCUCUCUGCUCGGUUGAGAGUUUUUUUUUCGGCUGGAGCAACGCCGGGACCGCUUUUCUGAUCUAUCUUAAUUUUUGUUUUUUAAAUAUACAUAAAUAUCACUGGAAAUGUCCGAAAACAAGCCGAAUGAUGAGCCGACGUUAUCUACGACGGACAGGGUCGUUAAAUCUGUCCCCUUCCCCCCCAGCCACCGGUUGACGGCUAAAGAGGUGUUUGACAGUGACGGGAAGCCCAAAGUGGAUGUGCUGAAAGCUCACCUCACCAAGGAGGGCCGUGUGGAGGAAUCUGUGGCCCUCAGGCUCAUAGGAGAAGGAGCCGCUAUCCUGCGUUCAGAAAAGAAUCUGCUGGACAUCGAGGCCCCCGUGACAGUGUGCGGAGACAUCCACGGGCAGUUCUUCGACCUGAUGAAGCUGUUUGAAGUGGGAGGAUCCCCGGCGUCCACGCGCUACCUUUUCUUGGGAGACUAUGUUGACAGAGGGUAUUUCAGUAUUGAAUGUGUGCUUUACCUGUGGGCCUUAAAGAUCCUUUACCCCAAAACACUGUUUUUGCUGCGUGGGAAUCAUGAAUGUCGACAUUUAACAGAGUAUUUCACAUUUAAGCAGGAAUGUAAAAUUAAGUAUUCAGAGAGGGUGUAUGACGCAUGUAUGGACGCCUUCGACUGCCUUCCUCUGGCUGCACUAAUGAACCAGCAGUUCCUGUGCGUACAUGGGGGACUCUCUCCAGAAAUUACAAAUCUCGACGACAUCAGGAAACUAGACAGAUUCAAAGAGCCUCCAGCCUACGGACCGAUGUGCGACCUGCUGUGGUCCGACCCGCUGGAGGACUUUGGAAACGAGAAGAGCCAGGAGCACUUCACACACAACACAGUGCGAGGCUGUUCCUAUUUCUAUAGCUACCCUGCAGUCUGUGACUUUCUACAACACAAUAACUUAUUAUCAAUCAUCCGGGCCCAUGAAGCACAGGAUGCUGGGUAUCGCAUGUACCGAAAGAGUCAGACUACCGGCUUCCCGUCCCUGAUCACCAUCUUUUCAGCACCUAACUACCUAGAUGUCUACAAUAAUAAAGCGGCAGUUCUGAAGUACGAGAACAACGUGAUGAACAUCCGGCAGUUCAACUGCUCACCUCACCCUUACUGGCUGCCCAAUUUCAUGGACGUCUUCACCUGGUCCCUGCCCUUUGUGGGGGAGAAAGUCACUGAGAUGCUGGUGAACGUGUUGAGCAUCUGUUCCAACGAUGAGCUGACGACUGACGAGGAGCUGGAUGGACAGCUAAUAUAUGCCCCCAAAAAAGGUGCCACAGCUUCCGCUCGCAAGGAGGUCAUUCGCAACAAGAUCCGUGCCAUUGGAAAGAUGGCCAGAGUAUUCUCUGUGCUCAGAGAGGAGAGUGAGAGUGUGCUGACGCUGAAGGGACUGACCCCGACAGGCAUGCUGCCCAGCGGCGUUCUGUCCGGCGGCAAAGAAAAGCUCCAGAACGAAACCGCAGCUACUAUUGAAGCCAUUGAGGCUGACGAAGCCAUCAAAGGCUUCUCGCCUCAGCACAAGAUCACCAGCUUCGAGGAAGCCAAGGGUUUGGACCGCAUCAACGAGAGGAUGCCACCACGGCGAGACGCCCUGCCCUCCGACGCCAGCCUGAACUCACUGAACAAGGCUCUGUCCUCAGAGACCAACGGCACAGACGCCAAGGGGAGCACCAGCGGCGGCGGCGGCGGCGGCAGCAUUCAGUGAAGGCUGGAAGAGGCCGGCGCCACUUCGUCCAGGGCCCCCCCAGCCACCGCAGGAAGAAAAAAAAAGGGAGGGGGGGUUAUGACUGAAAUGUGUGUGUGUGUGGGGGGGCAUCUUACUUGCUCGUCUUUGAAAUGCCAUCGUAACUUUAGCUCAUCGUCAAAUCACGUUAACGCCGGAUUACUUUUCCGGAGGGAGGAGCCAAAACCGGCUCUCAUCCGCACCGGUUUUUUCAGGAAAAACGCAGACCUGGGAGGGGGUGGGGGGGGAGGGGGUCGGCCGUCCGCUUUAGUUUAGGUUAUCCUCGAAGACCCAUCGUUCAUUCACACCGGAAGUAACUUCUUACUAAAAAGACGUACGUUUACAGAAAAAAAACAGCACUAAAAUGGACGGAACAUGAGCUCACGUUUUUAACGUAUAAGGGUGUACAAACUACAUAAGGACUAUUUAUUGAUUUUAUGUUUUUGGGUUUGUUUGUUUUUUUGGUUUUUUUUGCUACUCUUACGAAAUAGCUGAUAAAUGAAUUAGGCAGUCUUAAUAAGAAUGUUGCAAUGUUGUGGAAAUGCCAAAUAACUGAACGUUUUAUGGUUUUGUACAUAUUACGCUUACCUCAGGUUCUUUUGGUGUGUGCUUUGACCUGAUUUUUUUCUGUACAAUGGCUAAAUGAUAAUGAAUACCUAUUUUUCAUGAGUUUCAUAACUGGAAUUUACACUUCCCUAUCUAUCAUUUGCAAAUAUUUGUUUUUUUUUUCUUUUAAAAAGGGGCGGGGCGGGUAGAUUUAUUGUGGCUUGCUGGAACUGAGUGUUAGUUUUUAUUUUUUUCCUCUUUUUAAGUAUUGCGAACAAAGUACAAAAAAGAUAAAAACAGAGAACCUAUAUUGUGUACGGAAAAAAACAAACAAAAAAAAAGUACAAUAAAGUGUCUGCCUAUGCAUGUUUUAUAAAAAUCAACCAACGGAAACGGAAGGCGGGAAUCCGUGUGCCGUGGAGGGCCUGUUUUUUGAGAUAUAUUGCGCUUUAGUGAACAUAUACUGGAAAACGUAUACCUGCAUACUUUCAAUUAACACCAUGAAGCUCUAUGCCUUGAACUCCUUUUUUUAUUUUGUAGUUAAAGCGUUUGAUGAUCCGAGAUGGACGAGAAACGAUAUUUUUAACUCGCGCUUGUAAGUGCACACAGUCCAAUUACGCAUGUUUGACAAUUCUUGUGAGGUGUGUGGUUACAUGUGGAAACUCUCCCAAACUGCAUGAUUAGCUGUUGGUGUCAUAUUACAGGUGAAACGGUUUGGUUUUUUUGUAAAUGUGCCACAGAAAAAUGUGUCAUUUGAUUCCUAUUACCCUAUUAUUUGGAACUCUGCUUUGUAUAUCAGUUACAGGUUUGAUACUGUUCAAUACUUUAAGAUGAAAACAGGGGAAAGUAAAAAAAAAAAAAAAGAUCUUUUUUUUUUUUAAAAAGGAGGAGAAAAAAACAGCUUUAAGUGCCCAAGUAAUUCACUACACGACAUGAAGCCUUGCUUUUUGUAAUUUAACUUCAGAACUCGUUGGCAGAUGAGGCAUGCACUUGCAACUAUGGGAAGUAUUUUAUAUAACUGUUCAAUAAAAACGUGCAUGAAUUUCAACCUGA
Oryzias latipes (Japanese medaka) is the source of this 3455-nucleotide messenger RNA. The record is from RefSeq and is a predicted model, not a curated record. NCBI's taxonomy places the organism in Eukaryota, Metazoa, Chordata, Actinopteri, Beloniformes, Adrianichthyidae.